This is a messenger RNA of Rotaria sp. Silwood1, 906 nucleotides long. NCBI's taxonomy places the organism in Eukaryota, Metazoa, Rotifera, Eurotatoria, Philodinida, Philodinidae. The record is from the annotation of a GenBank genome assembly.
AUGAGUAGACCGAGACGUAAUCUCGAAAAAUUUUCUUGUACAACAUCACGCUUUCUUUUGCCAACAUUUCGUCGUCCAUGUUAUCGUCAAAUAAUUACAACAAAUAUUAUAUGUGAUCCAGAAAAAGAAGUUUUUUCAAAAUGGUCUGACGAAGAUGGAGGAUGCUAUAAUACGAUUAACGCAGCCCUUCUUAAUGAUGACUAUCAAGUAUUGAAAAAUCAUGUACAAUUUAUCAAUAGUUUAAGAAUGGCAAUUAAAAAUAAUAAUGAAAAUGAAUCUUUUAAAGUUUAUCGUGGAUUAAAUCUUGAUCUUGAGCAUGUAAAACAAGAAUAUAAAGUAGGUUUACAAUUUUUAUGGCCAACAUUUACAUCUACAUCAAGAAAUAGAGAUGUAGCACAUCGUUUUGGUGAUUAUACAUUUGAGAUCGAUGCAUCAAAAAAUGAUUGGACAUAUCGCAGUGAUAUUUCAAGAUAUUCUAUCUAUCCAGAAGAAGAGGAAGUUUUAUUCUAUCCAUAUAGUGGCUAUGUUGUUCAAAAUAUUAUACAUGAUGCAAAAAUAAUUCAAUUAAAAUGUAUUGAUACACUAGAAGUUGAAUCGAGCUCUGAUAGACUCAUUCCAUCUUGUGUUAAAAUUUUUGAUUCAUCAAGAAAUAUGUUCGUUUAUUUCUAUAAAGAUAGUCCUGAUCUUCAUUGGUCAAGUGCUGAAAAACCAAGUGAAAUCUUUUUAAUUGCACAAAAUAUGAAUGGCUAUUGGGAUUCUCCUUACCGUUAUCAUCAUCGUAAUGGUUAUUUUGUAGAUAAGGGAAACAAUCAAUGGGAAGAAUAUCAAAACAAUAAGCUUCAUGCAAAAUUUAAAAGAGUUUAUGAUGAUAAUAACAAUAAGAAUCAUGAUGGCUGUGAUGAUUAA